Molecule: messenger RNA, 4773 nt
Organism: Plutella xylostella (diamondback moth)
Lineage: Eukaryota; Metazoa; Arthropoda; Insecta; Lepidoptera; Plutellidae
Gene: drosha
Product: ribonuclease 3 drosha
Biological process (GO): primary miRNA processing; rRNA processing; pre-miRNA processing
Cellular component (GO): nucleus; microprocessor complex
Molecular function (GO): RNA binding; ribonuclease III activity
Source: RefSeq, a predicted model, not a curated record
AUGUGUUUUUGGUGCAAUGCAGAAUGCAUGCAAUGUUUGUUUUGUCGACCGAUUUUUACUAAUUUAUUACGAACAAUAUGUAUAAAUAAAACAAAGCUAACUUAAAAAAUAGUUGUAUAAUGUCUCAUCCAGUUGAUUAUAGUGUACCACCUCCAUUAUUGAAUGUUAAGCCACCAAUGACUCCGUUGCCGCUUGGUUCUAUUCCAGCGACUGCAUCGACGGCAACCCCGCCGCCGCCGCUGGCGCCGCCGCCGUACUCAGUGCCGCCUCCACCCCUUGCGGUUCCGUUGCCUCCACUGAACCAACCACCGCCAUGCUUCCCUCCAUUAAAUCUUCCACCACCCAUUAUCACCAGCUUUCCUCCGCCUCCAAUCGAGACUGCGCCAAACACGUUCACAGCUCCUUCGGAAUACUCUUAUCCUGCAAGAUUGAUGAUAAAACAGGAACUGAACAUAAAACGAGAAACUCCAUUCAAAGUUGAAAGAGGGUCACCAGAUUGCUACAGUCAGAUCUCCGAGAGAAGCAGCUCAUCAUACCGACACAGCAGUGUCGCGUCUGACCGCCUCAGUGUCGUGUCUGAUCGUUCUUCCUACACUCACAUAGACAGAGCACAUAUUCCAUCAACUUCUAGAGAGAGGUCAGACAGACCUUCUCACAGUAGACAUGAGGAGUAUAUUAGGGAGAAAGAGAGAGAAAGGGAACUUUAUCAUAGAGCCAAAGAGAGGUAUUACAGAGAAAGGCAUGAAAGAAGGAGCCCAAGCCGCAGCAGCAGAGCCUAUAGCCGCAGCCCAUCACGGCUCAGUGAGAGGGAAAGAUACUACAGGGAAAAAGAUAGACACCACUCUGACAGAUAUUCUCAUGAAAGAAGGAAGUAUGAAUAUGAGAGAUCAAGAAGACAUGAAUAUGAUAGAAGAUAUGAUCAUGAGCACCGCAGGCAUGAGAGUAGACGUCCUGACUAUGAUCGAAGGGCAAGUCCUCCACACCAUCGUGAUUACAGGAGUCAUAGUCGAAGUGUAUAUGAGGAUAGGCGACUGAGGUCUCCCAUCCGAGAUCGUCGUUCACUGAGCCGGGAGUCACGUCGUGUCAGAAGCCGAAGUCGUACAAGAGCACGUUCUCCAAGAUCCAGACAUGACCUGGAACCUAAAAAGCCAUUGUCUGACAGGGAAAAAAUAUUAGAAGAAUUCAGGAAAAACUACUGCCAAACUUCAGAAGAUUUUGUGGAAAAAAUGGAGCAGUGGUCCAAAGAACAUAAAGAAGAUGAAGAGAACCAGAAGAUGUGGUACCGCAGUUCCCCGGCCGAGCUCUACUACAAGCCUCUGGAGGGCGGCGCCGGCGUGCAGCAGUCGCCGAAACUGGAGAAGCUCUGUGAGAGCGUGCAGAGGAGCCUCAUAGACCGCGGGAGGCAGGCGCGCCCGGAGGUCGAUGAACUGCCUCCGCUGAAGCCGCCUAGGGCUAAGAUGUGCAAGCAUAAAACUGACGACAACAGCUCAUCCGAGUCGUCCUCAUCCGAAGUGGACGAGUGCCUGGACGAGGACGGGCUGCAGGGCUACACGGACCGCAUCAUGCUGGAGCUGCAGCGCAAGCAGAGCCACCCGAGGAGGCUGCAUCCGGAGAUGUGGUUCAACCUAACCGGUGAGAUGAACGGCGGCCCGCUCUGCCGCUGCAGCGCGCGCGCGCGGCGACACGGCAUGAGACACGGGGUUUAUGCCGGCGAGCAGGCCUUCCCGAGAUGCACGCCCACUACUAGCAACAUAGACAAGCUGUAUCAUUACCGAAUCACAGUGUCUCCUCCGACAAACUUCCUCAUAAAAGCUCCGACCAUUAUCGGCCAUGAUGAGCACGAGUUCCUGUUCUCUGGAUUCUCUAUGUUCUCACACUACAAGUUGGCCAAACUACCCACUUGCAAGGUGAUAAGGUUCAAUAUUGAAUACACCAUCCUGUACGAAGAAGAACCGGCGCCGCAAAACUUUACUAUUCAAGAGCUGGAUCUAUUUGAGGAAUACCUUUUCUACGAGUUGCUGGAGUUGGUAGACUUGGAUCUGGGCAAGGCGACCGGGGACAACUGUUCGCAGUUCCAUUUCAUGCCGCGGUUUGUGAGGUUCUUACCGGAAGGCGGGUGUGAAGUGCUGUCAAUGUGCGAAGUCCUCAAAUACUUACUGGACGAGAGUGGUCUGCUGAUUCCGCCAGAAAUGCUGGAAGAAGUUCAUGAAAUGGACCAUUACACCUGGCAGAAAUUUGUAGACGGAAUCAAAGGCAUGAUAGUAACCUACCCGGGCAAGAAGCCCUGCUCCGUCCGAGUGGACCAACUGGACCGCAGCCCGCCGCCCGGCGCGGCGCCGCGGCCGCGCGGCUACUACCCGGAGAUCGUGCACUUCGGCAUCCGCCCGCCGCAGCUCAGCUACGCUGGGAACCCUGAAUAUCAAAAGGCGUGGCGUUACUACGUGAAAUACCGUCAUUUGAUUGCAAACAUGGCGAAACCCACUCUGAAAGAGCGUCAGAAGUUAGCGGCGAAAGAGGCGAAACUUCAAGAGAUGAGAACGCAGAGUAAAAUGAAGCGAGAUGUCACCGUCGCCAUAUCUUCUGAAGGGUUCCACACUACCGGCCUAAUGUGUGACCUUGUACAGCACGCCAUGCUGAUCCCAGUUCUAGUCCGCCACCUGCGCUUCCACAAAUCCCUGGACAGUCUAGAGAAGAACGUCGGCUACGUAUUCAAACAACGGGCCUUACUACAGACGGCCCUAACUCACCCGUCCUAUAGAGAGAACUUCGGGACCAAUCCCGACCAUGCGAGGAACAGCUUGACUAAUUGCGGUAUCAGGCAGCCUCAGUACGGAGACAGAAGGAUUCAUUAUACCAGGAAGAAGGGAAUCGUGACCCUCAUAAACAUAAUGUCCCGCUUCGGCAAGCACAGCGAGACCGAGUCCGCUAUCAAACACAACGAGCGGCUGGAGUUCCUCGGCGAUGCCGUGGUCGAGUUCCUGUCGUCUAUACACCUGUUCAAGAUGUUCCCCGGGUUAGCGGAAGGGGGUCUAGCCACGUAUAGAGCGGCUAUUGUGCAGAACCAGCAUUUGGCGCAGUUGGCUAAGAACAUAGGUCUGGAAGCGUACAUGCUCUACGCGCACGGCUCUGACCUCUGUCGGGAUGUCGUCAUGCGGCACGCGAUGGCCAACUGCAUCGAGGCCUUCAUGGGGGCGCUGUUCUUGGACGGAGGGGUUGAGGUGGCAGACCGUGUGUUUUCCCUUGCUCUCUGGUACAACGAGCCUGAACUCCUGGAGGUCUGGUCCAAGGAGCGAGGGCAUCCGUUACAGGAGCAAGAGCCGUUGGGGGACAGGAAGUACAUCAAGGACUUUGAGUUCUUGCAGCGGCUCACGGAAUUUGAGGAGUCUAUAGGCGUCCAAUUCAAGCACAUCCGUCUCCUAGCCCGUUCCUUCACGGACCGCUCGGUCGGGUUCACUCACCUGACGCUCGGCUCCAACCAGCGCCUCGAGUUCCUCGGAGACACCGUGCUGCAGCUGCUGGUGUCCGACCGGCUGUACCGGCACUUCCCCGACCACCACGAGGGGCACCUGUCUCUCCUCCGCUCAUCGCUAGUCAACAACCGCACUCAAGCCAUGGUGUGCGACGACCUCAACAUGUCAACAUACGCCAUCUACAACAAUCCCAAGGCCAAGCCGACUACGAAGAAACACAAAGCGGAUCUGUUGGAGGCGUUCCUUGGAGCACUGUAUAUUGAUAAGAACCUAGAAUACUGCCAAGCCUUCUGCAACGCGUGCCUAUUCCCGCGUCUUCAAGAGUUCAUCAUGAACCAGGACUGGAACGACCCCAAGUCGAAGCUGCAGCAGUGUUGCCUCACGCUGCGCUCCAUGGAGGGAGGCGAGCCCGACAUACCGCUCUACAAGGUGAUCGAGUGUCUCGGCCCCACCAACACGCGCGUGUACACGGUGGCCGUGUACUUCCGCGGGGCGCGCCUCGCCGCCGCGCGCGGCCACUCCAUACAGGAGGCCGAGAUGAACGCCGCCGAGGAGGCUCUCAACGCGGCUCACGAACUCUUCCCCCAACUCGACCACCAGAAGCGUGUGAUAGCCAAAAGCUUGAAGCACAAGAAGGGCAAAUCUUCAGGCGACCGGCGCGGCGACUCACCCGAGAGGUCACUCAAGAACAAGCGACUCGAAGACCGAGUCCCCAAAGCGUACCGCCUCGGGAAACACAAAGACAAAUACCUGAGUUCGGAUGAAAGCGAUAUGCACCAGACCACUGAUGAAGAAAUUGAUAACCGAAGUGAGUUAGGAGAUAAGUCUGAAGACGAUUCUGGACUGGAUUCGGAUGGAGAGUCCGUUGCGAUGGAUAAACUACAACAUGUUGAGGUGAGCAGCUUGUUAACAGAUAUGGAGAAGAUAAAGAAAGAUCUCAUCCAACGCAACCAGUAUGAUAAGCUGAAAGAGAAGAAAAGUUUGUCGGAAUCAGACGAUGAAUGAAGUAGCGAGGUAAGAGAAAGUGUAAUGUGUUAUUUAUGAAAUCAAAGUGAGGAGUAAUCUGUGGUAUUAUAGUCAUUUUUUAUUUGUAUUAGGCAACCAAUUUAAUUAGGCUUAUAGAGGGUGUCGCAAAAAGGAAAUGGCUGGUUCGCACUAACCAACGAUAACUUGACGUAAAACCUUGUCUUGAAUAUAUUUUCCAAAUAUUGCUAUUCUAUGGAUAUUUUAAGUCUUUUGCAACACCCUAAAUAUUAAGGACUCGCAAUGAAAUCUAACUGCAUUUAUAGGAACGGAUUUAAAG